GUUUGAAGUCGUCACUACACUAUGUGCAUCGAAUCAUAAUUACGUUUACAGUCUCUGGUGUCAACAGCCGCGUACAAGAAACGUGGGCAGGAACUCUUUCAAAACAAACGAAUGGAUACCGGAAAGCUCAUUGCCCACCCGAGUGUUCGAGUCAGAGGAUCCGAACACAGUUUCGAACCUGUCGAAUGCGCCAGCGAAAAGUGCGUGGCUCAGCCGGUGCCUCAUCUGCACUGUCCGUUCUGCAGCAAGAAUUCCGUGUUUAAGGAUGCACGUAUUGUCAAAGCGCACUACAGGGUCAAGCAUGUCGACAAAGGAUUGUACUUCGCUGGGUUAAAAAUGCUGCGAUGCUCUGCUACUUGCAGAAUAUCGGGGAGCAUUAAGGGUGAAAAAAAGUUCAGAGGGCCCCACUGGCACUGCUAUAAAUGCAGGAAUGGUUUUUGCAGACGUGAUGAAGCAAUGAAGCAUUUCGAGACGCAUUUCAAGUUGCCACAGACAACAUUUCAGAUUAACAUAGUUCAGGAUGUUAACGAAGGAAUGGGACUUCAGUCACGUCUAGACAGCAGUUCGGUUGAACAUUCAGAAUGUCAGAUGUCCUCUGCAUCUGAUAUUAGUACAGAUAUGGACUCAAAUACAGCAGUUGCUGUGACAGUCGAUAUGACUGAAGAGCCAUCAGAAAAUCCAGGAUCCCCAAAUACUGAAGAAGAACCAACAACAGUCAUGAUCAUUCAGGAGGAUGACACCAGGUCACUAUCAUCAGAUCCAGGCUGCAUUAUGAAGACCCGUGAAGAAGACCUUUCAGAAAAAAAUAUCUUCCUUGAAAAACUCUUGGCUGAAUUUAAGCAGCAAAUGGACAACCUGAAAGCAAAGUAUACACGCACUGAGAACAUGCUCCAGCUAGAAAUCAUUUCCUUACGCCGCCAGCUGGAAAAGAAGAAUGCUGAACUUGAGAAUUUGAAGAAGCAGCAGACAGAAUUGCUCUCUACCAAGACACCCCAGUUGAACAGCUCUCUUCAGAAGCUGCUCAAAGCCAUGCAGAAUCAACAUUCUGAACUACUCAUGCAGCAUAUAGCCCAAGCACGAAAUGAAGCCUUUCAGAGCGCACUGAAUGAGCUUCAGAAUGGUACAACAAUAUUAACAGUGGAGAACAGUAGCACCACCUUUCUCCAACAAGAAAACAACUCAAUGGUUGCCAUGGUCCUCAACAGCUCUGGUACUCUUGGAAUCCCCGUGUCCCUGGCCACGAACAGCAGUCCUUCAGUCGUGUGCCCUCCAGCAAAGACUCUGCUGCACAAACUGGGAACAACAGGAAUGCCAGUAAUGAUUUCUGGUCAGCAGGCGUUUGUUCAUCCUCAGCCUAGAACUGUUCAGCAAACGGUUGGCAGUCAGAACCUUGUGCUCACUCUAGCUGACACCAGUGAAGUGUCUCAAGAUCUUAUCUCCAGUGCACAGCAAGGAAGCACUGUAGUUGCUUGCACAGACCUGCAAUAUCAGUUGCCUGCGGUAACAUCUGAUAGCAAAGAUGAACAAGAAGCUCCUGAAGAAUGUACAUCUUGAUGCACAGACUAUGUGCAGCCUCCAUCACUUCAGGAAGCCUGAUCUGUAUUUGUUUUACAUGCAGCCUGCUCAUUUUUGUGGUACCUAAGCUUGUACUGAUGCUGUAGACACAGCUUUAGGAUGUCUCAUGUUUUGUUUGUUUUUUUUUCAAGCUUCUUGGCCUUUUAGAGGGCACACAUCAUCAAUCUUUUAUGUGGAAUGAACUGCCACACUUCUGAGCUGUGACUAUGCAGUCUUAAAUAUACAGGUUGUUUCACAUAACUAGAUCCAGCUGUUACGCAAUAUCUGAAGAUUGCAGCCGGAUGAUACCAAUAGCGUAGUAUUGGCAGUAGUUACUGAAAAUGUUUAAUUAUUCAUUAGAGGGUGCUAUAAUAAUUGCAAAAGUUGUGGAGUACAUUUAAAAACAAUCCAGCUAUUUUCAGCAAAUUACUGGCCAUGUAACUCAUUUUUUCAGGCUCUAAGCAAAGCCCAUAAAAUGUGGAGAAAAAAAAUUAGAACUGCACAUGCGCUCCUGGACCAAAGAACUGCCCUCAGGCGUGUCUCUAACAAAUGAAAGUGGUGUAUAUUUAUGCAGCAUAACAAAAUACUCAGAGAUGACCUGGUUAGACCUUUUCUUGUGGGGCUACAUCAAGGAUCGUGUGUGCAAUGCAAAACCAACAACACCAGGCGCUCUAAAGGCAAAGAUUGCUCAGGUUUCCUGCGACAUUCCAGAAAUUGUGCCAAGGAAAGUGACCAAAAAUGUUAUUACACACUGUCAGUACUGCAUAGCUGUGGAUGGAGGUUUAUUUGAGCAUCUAUUCUGAAAGGGAGGGUGUGGCCACAAGCAGUUAUGGAACUUUUUAAUUCAUUAUUGUUUCAAGACAGAAUAAAACUAAAAGUCACCUCUUUGCCAUUUCAAUUUUUCACACCACUUUUGAUAUUACACGGUACAUUCCAGCUUUCCAUCUUUGGAAUGACUUUGGCAGCCCGACAUGCCCCUUUCUGAUAAGUGAUACGGGCUACCGAGCGAAUAGUGCAAGUGUCAGCUUUUCGCUUGCUUCCCACAUAAAACACCAGUUUAGUUUGUUUGAAACACACCUGAGAGCACUUCAGUCUAAGUUCGCAAGUGCAUGGUCUCAUUGGCAUAGCCGGGAGGGGGGAGGAAUGGUUUGAGGGGUCGAAACCCCCCCCCCCCCCCCUUGAAAAAAUUUUUCUGACAAAACCCCUUUCCCAUGGAACCGAAAGUUUCGGGAGGUGGGCUCUGAAAGAGCGACAUGAAUGAAAGGGAAAGCUUGAAUGAAAAAGUAAGGCGAGGGCUAGUGGCUGUCCGAAGGGGGAGGACGGAGUUGUCAUUUCACCGUACCUAGAACUUAAGUUUAUCCAGUUUUCCCGCAACCGGUGUCGUGUCUAUAGUAGUAGCGUUUCCUGGCCUUCUCACGUCGCCUUUUGCCUAUCCUAUUCAGAGUUUCAACGAGCUCUGCAGACAGCGUCUUCUCACGCGGCACCCCCCUGCGUCCGACGAAUCCCUUGCGAGCAUGACUGCGGCUCCCCAGAUGGACUCCCUGCUUUGCCAGAUGAAAGAGUUCGUCCGUGCUGAGGUCGCUCGUCAGCUUUUACUGCUGUCCUCAGCCACGCCACCACCUUCGCUUUUGCCGGCCAACCUUCACCAGGUGAUCCACGAGCAAGUUUGUGCAGCUCUCCCUUCUGCCCGAGAGACUCCACUGGUGCCGACUCCCGUUGCUUUUCCCGAGGUUACUACACCUCUCAGCUAUGCCGAGGCUCUAGCGCGGCCACCACCUCCGACCUUUGCGCCAUCCCCAUCAGUCGUGCCACUGCGUCCAGUUCCUCACUUCGUUCAGCCACGGUACCCACACAGCAGUGCACAAUGGCGCACUCCUGACAACCGGUCAAUAUGUUUUGCAUGUGGUCUACCUGGCCACGUUGCACGAUUUUGUCGUCGCCGUGCAACAUCCUACCGCCGUAGCUUCGACACCGAACCAUAUGUUUCCCCAUACCCGUCAUCCUCCACGUCUCAGAACCCUGGCCAGAUGUCUUCCUACUCGGACCACUGCCCUCUUGUUGACUGCCGUUCGCCAUCGCCUGGACGCCGCUCGCUUUCGCCAGUGCGUUGUCGUCCUUCUAUGCCGGAAUGGGAAAACUAAUCGUCGCAGUUCCAGAGGCAAGAACUGCAUCACCCACGAACAGACCAAGGCCUCUCCCUUCUCCAACUAAUGUUAUUGAUAUAUAUGUGGACGGCGUCGCUGCACUCGCCCUCGUUGACACUGUUGCCGCAGUUUCAGUUAUUAGUGCCAAACUUUGCUGUUUGCUCAGAAAAGUUACGAUGCCACUGUCAAACGUGUCACUUCGUACUGCCAGCGCAGACCGCAUCACGCCUGCAGCUGCGUGUACUGCUCGCGUUGUGAUCAACAGCCUCCUCUACAUCGUUGAAGUUUUGGUGCAGUAUUCUUGUUCCCACAAUUUUAUUCUGGGCUGGGACUUCCUUUCCACUAAUAAGGCCGUCAUUGACUGUUCUCGUGCUGAAGUGGAAUUUCAAAUGCUGUGUCAUGCCCCACUCCUUGACGCUCGUGAACUUGAAGCUAAAGUAUUUGUUGCCGAAGACGUUACCAUUCCACCGCACUCAUCUGCCCUUGCCACAGUGUCAUGCAACAUUGUUGCUGAUGUCAGCGCACCUUUUACACCAUCUGCAAUUUUCGCUCGUCGCAAAUGUUCCCUGCUGCCUUUCGCUCUUUUGGACGUUCAUGCCGGCGUCAGCAGUCUGCUCGUCGCCAACCGAUUGUCCUGUCCUCUCACUUUGCUUUGUGGGGAAUGCAUUGGCCGUGCCCAGUGUGUCGACCCUGCUGCCAUCAUUGACAUGCCAACUGGUUCCAUCGCCACUCAUGAGGUCGCCGGAGUGACCUGUAACCCCGCGCAGGAGCCGACUUCGUCUGAUGUUUUACAUAGCUCCAUCGCCGACACAUUGACUGUUUCUCAACGCGCCCAACUUCUAUGUCUUCUUGACAAGUUCCGUUCGUCUUUCAACUGCCAGCAUGUUCCCUUGGGCCGCACGUCAACUGUUUGUUAUCGCAUCGACACGGGUACCAGUGCACCAUUGCGACAAAGACCAUAUUGUGUAUCUGCGACAGAGUGCCGUGUUAUCGACGACCAAGUAGCUGACAUGCUCAAGCAUGGCGCCAUUCAGCCUUCGGAUAGCCCCUGGGCAUCUCCUGUUGUUCUUGUUAAGAAGAAGGAUGUAUCGAUUCGAUUCUGUGUCGAUUACCGUCAUCUUAACAAAAUGACUUGAAAAGAUGUUUACCCUCUUCCGAGAAUUGACGACACCCUUGACUGUCUCCAAGGCGCUUCUUCUCUUCUAUCGACUUACGCAGCGGCUAUUGGCAAGUCCCCAUGGCACCCGAAGACCAACCUAAAAUGGCCUUUGUUACACCAGAUGGCCUAUAUGAAUUUCGUGUCAUGCCUUUUGGGCUUUGCAACGCCCUCGCAACAUUUGAGCAUAUGAUAGACAACCUUUUGCGUGGUGCCAAGUGGAAAACGUGCCUGUGCUACUUAGAUGAUGUAUUUAUUUUUAUCCCGAUUUUCCCACCCAUCUCUGUAGGCUGGAGGAAGUGUUACAGUGCCUAACUGCCGCCGGCCUUCAGCUCAACCUGAAGAAAUGCCACUUUGGCGCAAAUUAGCUCACCAUCCUUAGCCAUGUAGGAUCUAAACACUGUAUUCUUCCUGACGCCGCCAAGCUCCGUGCAAUUGCUGAUUUUCCCAAACCUUCCUCCAUAACAAAACUUCGCAACUUCCUUGGCCUGUGUUCUUACUUUCGCUGCUUCAUUCGGAAUUUCGCGUCCAUCACCGCUCCCUUGAAUCAGCGUCUAUGGAGUGACUCAGAACGAUUACGCCUGGUCGUCCACUUGUGACGAUGCCUUCCAAGAGUUGGGUUGUCUACUGACCUCGCUGCCUAUACUGCGUCACUUCGACCCGACAGCUCCAACUGAAGUACACACCGACGCCAGCGGUGUUGGACUCGGUGCUGUGCUCGCGCAGCGCAAAUCUUGAUCCGACGAGUACGUCGUUGCAUACGCCAGCCGCACCCUCACCAAAGCCGAGAAGAAUUAUUCCGGUAUGUAGAAGGAAUGUUUGGUCAUAAUCUGGGCACUUGGUAAAUUUCGACCCUACCUCUAUGGCCGCCCCUUCGACGUGAUUACAGACCACCAUGCACUUUGUUGGCUGUCCACGUUGAAGGACCCCUCAAGUCGAUUAGCUCGCUGGGCUUUGCGGUUGCAAGAUUUCAACGUGCGCAUUCUCUACAGGUCUGGCUGCCGCCACACCGAUGCCGACGCGCUUUCCCGUUCACCCAUGUCAGCCGAAAGCGAUGCCUGCCUCUCUGCCGUUGACCAAGUACUUUCGUUCCCAGCAGGCUGCGACAUGGCUUCGGAGCAACGCAAGGACGCCUGGAUUAGUGCUCUUAUCCGCUUCCUUCCAAACCCGUCGACUGUUCCUUCACCUUCUCGAGCUUUGCACCGUCAAGCAUCUCACUUUGAAAUUCGGGAUGGACUUCUCUAUCGCCGGAAUUACGUCUCUGACGUCCGCAAGUGGUUGCUGGUCAUACCGCGACAUCUUCGUGGUGAAAUAUGCUCUGCCUUCCAUACUGACUCGCAGUGUGACCCGCAGUGUGCACAUGCGGGUGUCUUCAAGACGUACACCCGGCUUUGCUCCAGGUUUUAUUGGCGUGGCAUGUACACCUUUGUGUGCAAGUACAUUCAGUCGUGCCCUCAGUGCCAACGCCGCAAGGUUCCUGCUCAGCAUGUCUCUGGUCCACUCCAGCCAAUCCCGUGUCCUGCCAUGCCCUUCGAUCAUAUUGGCAUUGACCUGUAUGGACCACUUCCGAGCACGGCUUCCGGAAACCACUGGAUAGUCGUCGCCAUCGACCAUUUGACGCGAUACGCAGAAACAGCUGCUCUGCCUGCUGCCACCGCUCGUGAUAUAGCAUCCUUCCUCCUGAAAAACUUCAUUUUCCGUCACGGUGCACCUCGCGAGCUUUUCAGUGAUAGAGGACGUGUCUUCCUCUCCAAAGUCGUAAACACGCUCCUUGCUGAAUGUCACAUCAUUCAUCGCACCACCACCGCCUACCAUCCUCAAACUAAUGGUCUGAAGGAAAGAUUUAACUGCACCCUUGGCGACAUGCUCUCCAAAUAAGUCGCCUCUGAUCACACUGAUUGGGACCUCAUUUUGCCAUUCAUCACGUUCGCCUAUAACACUGCACCACAGGCGACCACAAACUUCUCCCCAUUUCCUCUUGUAUGGCCGCAAACCUUUGACUACCCUUGACACCAUUCUUCUGUACAGAGCCGACUCAUCCGAAUGUACACCCAUCUCUGAAGCUGCCCGCCGCGCAGAGGAAUGCCGUCAGCUCGCCCGUUCUUUUACAGCCGUCGACCAAUGGCAGCAAAAAUCUCGACGUGACGAUGAUCCCCCGCAUUGUCACUUUCUUCCGGACUCCCUUUUGUGGCUUUGGGUUCCUGCCGUUCCUGCUGGACUCUCAUCCAAGCUUGUCUCCAAAUAUCAAGUACCCUACCAUGUUGUAGCGCAGACAUCGCCUGUGAACUAUAUUGUCGAGCCUGUCAUGCCACCUACGGACCAACGCUGUCGUGGUCGUGAAACCGUCCACAUACAAUGCCUGAAGCCGUAUUACGACCUCAUGAUUCUAUGUUCACCAUGAGUCGCCAGGAUGGCUCCUUUUCCUAUGGGGGGCAAUUGUAGUGAAGAGGAAUGCCCGGCGCUGCAGCCACAUGGCCAGUCAUCCGGGAGGCACGAGCUCAAGCUUGCCUGAGCUGCACUAAUUGAGACACGCUGCCUGCUGCUCUCUUGUACUGUAUUCUUAUUAGAAUAUAUAUGUGUGUGUGUGUGUGUUUGUUUGUGUGUGUGUGUGUGUGUGUGUGCGUGUGUGUGCGUGUGUGUAGUGAGAGAGAGACACACAGACAGAGAGAGAGAGAGGAAGGUGAAGGAGGUGGGAAGGAGUGGUAGUAGUUGUUGGAGCCUCCCCCCCGAAUAAAUUUCUGGCUAUGCCACUGCAUGGUAUCAUUAUAUUUUCUUUGAUAUUUCACAUGCUUUUACAAUCCUCAAAUUUAGAAACGUAAUUAUUGUAACUAAUCAAAAGACUCACCUGAUAACAAUUAUUUUUAGCAUGUCAGGAUGACUGCCAUUAAUGUGUAGAUGGUGUUAUCCAACUGCAAUCUUCCCCUUUUUAAUUCUUUUUUUGUUCUAGUUACAUGAAACUCUCUAUAUGUGACUGCUUACUACAAGGUGUUUUCUGUUUGUUACUUGCGUGCUGUAAGUUCUCUUGCGAGUCUUGCUCAGUCACCUGUGCCCAUGUACCACUUCGGUGGGGUAUGCACUCCAUAAUUAAAAUGCUGCCAUGAUCACUGUA
This is a messenger RNA of Dermacentor andersoni, 7963 nucleotides long. RefSeq lists its product as uncharacterized. The record is from RefSeq and is a predicted model, not a curated record. NCBI's taxonomy places the organism in Eukaryota, Metazoa, Arthropoda, Arachnida, Ixodida, Ixodidae.